Molecule: messenger RNA, 1177 nt
Organism: Rotaria sp. Silwood1
Lineage: Eukaryota; Metazoa; Rotifera; Eurotatoria; Philodinida; Philodinidae
Source: the annotation of a GenBank genome assembly
AUGUAUGCAUGUGAUCAAUCAAUAAAUCGAAAUAAAGAACGUGCGAAAGUACUUGCUCAACUUAUUUCAAUGCCUGUGCAACUCAAAUAUGUUAUAAUUGAAAAUUUCCAAUGGUUCUUGCAUAUCAUUGAAUAUGCAUCUAAUCAAUUAAAAAAGGACGCAUUAAUGACUGUUCGAUAUAUUGAAUUUGGCAUUCCUAGUUGUCAUCGUGGUUCAAAUGAAUCAGUUAAUAUUGGUAAACAUCUUGUACCUGUUCUCAAGAUUGAUAUGCCUAAUUUACAUACAUUACGUCUUUGGCGGCCACAUGAUUUUCCAUGGACAACUGGUAAGUUUAUUUUAAAUAAAAGAAUAUUAGUUACGAUAGUUUGACAGAUAUUUCUAUAUCGAGGUAAAUGAAAACUUUCUUUUCUUGAGAUUUUGGACAACAAUUGUUUUUAUAUUAAUUGAAUAUAUGGAUGAAUUCGUGGGCUUUUCAUCACUUUUGUGAAAAAAGCUUUUCCUAUAAAGGCGUUAGAAACCCUACAGAUUCAUCCAUAUCUGAGUUAAUCGAGACUCAAUACAUCAAAAGUAGAUUUAGAUAUGUGAAAAAUCCUUAUUUUCUUUUCUUAAAAUGUUUCAAUCUGACAGAAAAUAAACUUAAUCUUACUGAAAGAACUUUGAAAAAAGCUUAUCGAUGUAGCUCUUAAUGAAAUAAAACAUGGGGUUCAGCUUUCUUAUAAUAAUGUUAGAGUUCUGCGGGACAAACUUUCCCGUGUUUCGAAUUCCGCUUAUUCGGUUUCAUCUUUUUUUUCGAAUUGUUCCGGUUGUCCCAUUUAUCAGAAGAAAUAUAAAGAAAUGGUUUUAUUCAAGAAUAAUCUGCCUUUUCUACAGGAACAGUAUAAAAAACGUGUCUGUAUAUAUGAUUAUCAGACAAAUUAGCUAUUUUUUUGGUAUAUCUCGAGAAAGAUACAUCUGUUUUCGUUGAAACUUUUAGUGUAUACUAAGGGUCAUGGAACCUACAUAUGGGCAUAAUUUCGGAAGAAAGGCAUAUGAGCCCUUAUCCUUUUAAAUGUCACUUUUAAACCUUUUAAUCACCUCGAGGAGAAUUCUCUUGUUAGAGGUCUGAAAUCCGACCUAAGAACGAGUUUUAGUCGAUCUUUGUCGAGUCGAGUUCGGGCACGAUCAGUAAUAAUAUGAG